This is a messenger RNA of Capra hircus (goat), 9248 nucleotides long. RefSeq names its product ras homolog family member F, filopodia associated (gene RHOF). The transcript has 8 exons. The coding region runs from base 7248 to 7889 and encodes 213 amino acids. Gene Ontology annotation, molecular function: GTPase activity; GTP binding. Gene Ontology annotation, biological process: small GTPase-mediated signal transduction; cell migration. The record is from RefSeq and is a predicted model, not a curated record. NCBI's taxonomy places the organism in Eukaryota, Metazoa, Chordata, Mammalia, Artiodactyla, Bovidae.
GUUGGGGGCUUGGCGGCGGGGGAGGGGGGGUCUCCCCGGGCUCUACCUCCCGCGGCUGGGGCUACCCUCCGAGCCGCGGCCGCCGCGGCUUGCGCCUCGGGCCUCCAAAACUGUUUCCAAACUGCCAAGACCGGAGGUGGGCGCGUGGGGGCCCAAGGGAAAGGGCUGGUUUUGGGGUGUGUGUAUGAUUGUGUGUUUAGACGCCUGGAGCCGUGAGGGGCGGCAAGGCGGCCCCCAGACGAGUUGCAAUCGAGGUAUCUCGGCUACGGCUUCCUCUUCUGCCCCGCGACCCCCUCCCCCCGGAGCUGAGCUGGGAAGGGGAAACCAGGAUUUUAACCAAAUUAGCAUUUACAUUCCUGGGAGGAAGCAGCCCUGGCCUGGACCUGGGUGAUAGAAGCUUCUUUCUGUUUUUAUUUUUGGAGAGGAGUGCCCUUGUAAUUGUCGUGAACACAUGCUUCUCCCUCCGCACCCUCCUCCUUUCCUCCAGCCACCGGCGGAGGAACGAUUCCCCCUUUUUUGCAUUUAUCUUUCCUUCCCCUUUCUUUAUUAAAGGUCCGGGAGUGGCGGCGGCCAAUCAGCGCGCGGCUUCCAUUUUGUGAGUUCAACUCCGAGGCUCUCGGGCUUCGCGAGGACGCGUUUGCAGCCCCCUCUGCCUCUCCUGUCUGGCGGCCGAGGAGAGGGAGCCGCCUCGCUGGGGUUUCGUGAGCAGUAAACAGUCCUCAGCGAAGCCGCCUUUUGCCAACCCAACCCUGGAAAGUUUGCAGAAGUGGAAGGAGCAGAAAAUGCCAUGAGAGUGUAACUUUAAAAAGCUUGAUCUUCCAGACUCCAUGGCACCGGGCUGAGCGGCUCGUGACCGGAGAAGGGGCCCGGUACCCCCAGAGUGGACCGCCCUCCUUUGGACAGCAGAAGCAGGUCUAGUCUGACUCUGCCAGUCCUCACAUUAAGGUAGGUGUGAGCCCUUUCCCAGCCUGCGAGGGCGAUUUGGGGGGCUUUGGCCUGGCGCCCAGGGAGGGCGGGCACCCCAAACCCGCUAGUCUGGUUCUGCGGCCCCUCCCCCACACAGAUGUGUGGGACUGUGUGAAAUCGGCUGCCUGCUGGGCCUGCUUGGUCCAUCCAUUCCCGCCUGUCAGCUUCUGUUGUCAGGAGUUUGGGGCGUGCAAUUCUCUGCCGUAUUUAGCAGCAUAGGAGAGGCUGCACUUAGGAGAGUAUUUCCCAGUCGUGUGUUUUGUGGUGGGGGAGGGCCCUGGAUGCCUCUUCUGAAAGGCACAGACGGCUGCCAGGAAACCGGACCCAGCGCUGGCCCUCCCUUCCGGCCCGCAUUGGGGGUGUGUGGGGUGAUUGUAUGAAACUGGCCUCUUCCUUUCUAAUGUCUGGCUGCUAGGGAGGUGAAGAACAGAAGGACCUGAGAUCUGGGCCAGUUUUCUUUAAGAAAGAGGUUUCUUGACUCGUCUCCUUCCAGGAAAUUCCCACGAUUCCAUCUCACCCAGCCCCCUCCCCCUCAAAGUCCUUUCUAGAAUUGAACAAACCCGAAUUUGAAACCUGGCUAGCCGUUUUACCUGCUGUGACCUUGUGUAAGCAGCACAGUCUCUCAGCCCGUUUCCCCAUCCGAACAAACGGGUCAGUGAUUGUCAAAGUGUGCAUCCGAUCACAAGGGUGGCUCGUUAAAAUAUUCCGAGGCCCCAUCCUUGAGUUUCUGAUUCAGUCGGUGGGGCCUGGGAACUCGCAUUUCUAAUAAAUUUCCCAGGUGAUGCUCAUGGCUGCCUAGUGGAGACACAUUUUGAGAACCUUUGUGUCGAGUAACACCUUGGGGUGUUGAAAGAACCUGAACUUGUGCACUUGAAGCCCCGACCACAUUUCUUGUUGCAGAGUCAUGGGCUUCGUAGUAAUGGCAACUCUCAUUUUCCUAACACACAAUGAUUGAGAGGGCUCUCCUGUCCUCUUGAUCUCCAGGAAGCUCCACAGCUGGAGAUAGUGUGGCCCUUGAUCUCUGACCCCUACCCCAUGUGAGCUCUAGUUUGUGAUUACUUUGAUGAACCAUUUGGGUCCCUGCUGAUUGCACAGCCUCCCGCCUUUUGGGUUCAGGCUUCCCAGUCUGAUCGGCUCUGUUCACUUUUAUCCCAUCCCUCAGUGUGGGGGGCUGAAUUGAGGAUUGAGGGAGCCUUAGGGCCUGACCCAGAAAUUUUGCUGGGGCAGUGUUGGUGCUUCACCAAGGGAAGCUGUGGGUCAGGCAGCUGUGGGCUUGACUCUCCAGGGUGCUGGUGACCUUGGGCGAGUCUCCUGUGUAAAGUGAUGAUAAUGAAGCCUGCUGUAAAGGGUGGAGGGCAGAUUAAGUGCGAUUAAGGGAUGCCGGCCUCACGUUCUGGCUUCACUAUAGUUGGCCUUCAUUCCUAGGUGGCUGGGAUAUCUGUAGGCUCCUCCCCCACUAGCCCACCCCAUAGCAUGUGGCCAAGUCUCUGGGCAAAGGGGAAGACUGACUUUCUGCCGGCUGGGGGCCAGCACUGUUUUUCCUCCAGUGUGUGAGUUGGGGUGGUGGCCCUUCCUCAAGUCCACAGGCUGUUCCAUAAUGGGUCCUGAUUUAGCGGUUCCCCCCCUGCAACUGGGAGAGUAGAAGUGACUCACUCAAGGUCAGGAGGCCACCACGGGCAGUCAGAGUGAGGUUCCAGGUGUCUUGACUUCCAGCCCUGCGCCUGUGUCCGUGGCACCCCCUCGCCUCAGCUGUCUGGGUUAUUUUGGUCUCUUGCCCGUGCCAGCUGUCUGCUGGCAUCACUGCCCGGGAGCCGGCAAAGCUGUCUGGUUGAAAGUAGCCAGCGUGGUACUCAUAGUUCCUUCUGGCUGCCGAGUCUUGACCGCAGGAGGGUCUUAUCCCAGAUAAGCUGGAUUUGGUCCAUCCUGUCCUUUGCUCGGGUGAAGGGGGUGCAGCUGCCUACACUGGGCACUAGACUCCCUUUCCCCUACCCAGAGUGAGCACUUUGUAAAAGCUGGUUGAGGUUCAGAUUAUUAAUAUCCUAUAGUAUGAGACUCUUCCCGAGUUCCACACUUGUCCCAGUCCUAAGGUUUAGAUUCUGCUCUGCCACUGAUGUGUUCGUUCAACUCCCUUCGAUCCUCAGUUGACGUUUCUGCCACCUGAGGGUGUUCUCCAUCCUUUCUGAUCGAGUCCUUGGGGCUCCACGGAGCAGGGGUCUUUACCUCCCGUGGACACUGGAUGGUUAAAUAAUUGAAAUCUUUCCCUCACAGCAGCAGCCUGAAGGGCUACAGCCAGUUCCAGUUCCUCCACACCCGCCCUCGGACCAAUUAGGGAACAAUGAGGCGCUCCCCUGGGGUCGGGGUGUGAUUCUUGGAAAGGGAGGGGUGUCCGGAAGACCUGGAAGGGUUGUACCCCCUUCUCGCUUCUUUUUCCUUUUUUCUCCCUCUUGAAUUUCUUUGUCCGCAUGCUGGUUUCACCUCCUAGGUGAAGGGAGGGGCGAGGCAGCCUAUCGGUCCUCAGACGGAGGUUCCUGCGCACGAGGGUGGCCCCGCCCACCGGUCACCCAGGGAGCUCGGGGCGGGGCGUUCCUGGCGCCCAGCCGGUGGAGCCGGCCUGGAGAGGGCCACGCCAGCGGAAGGGUGGCUGGGAGGUGGCCGGACCUGCCUUUCUACUGGACGCCAGGGCCCCGCCCCUUCCGGCCCAUUGGCCAACAGGCGCGGCGUGGAGUACGACCUUUCGGACCCUCUGGGUGGAAACUCGGCGUCUGCCUGGACUGUGGCGGGCACCCGGCCAUCUCAGAGGCCGCCUGGGUCCAGUGCUGUCUUGUCCCCUUUUGCCCAGUGACCUCGACAAGAUCCCGCCCCUCCAGGACUAGUGGUCUCCCUUUGUGAACCAGGAGGGGGAAGUUGGCGGAUAACCUCUUGAGCUGUUUCUGAGUCUGGCUUUAUGAAGGCCGCUUUUUUACUCUGGCAGUCACUCCCCCAACCCUGUUACCAAAUGUCGAGCCUGGAGGAGAGCACUAGCACAGGAAGAGACAGCUUUGAUCCCCCAGGCCACCCUGGGCCACCUCCCAUCUCUGGGACCUGAGGAUGGCUCCAUUAACUUCUGUCCCACACGGGGUGGAUGACCACUCAGGUGUGCAGUGACCUCCGACAGUGUUCCCGAGGCACUAGGGAAGUGGAACCCAUAGCGUUGCUGUUCACUUCCCUGUCCUGAUCUGUGCUGGCCAGACCUUGACCUCAUAAGACAGAAGUGUAUCUGGCCCUACUUCUCUCCUGGGGUCAGUUGGCCUCACUAGACACCCAGGGCUUCCCAGGUGGCUCAGACGGUAAAGAAUCUGCCUGCAAUUCAGGAGACCCGGGUUCAGUCUUUGGGUUGGAAAGAUCUUCUGGAGUAGGGAAUGGCUACCCACUCCAGUAUUCUUGCCUGGAGAAUCCCAUGGAUAAAGGAGCCUAGCAGGCUACAGUCCAUAGGAUUACAAAGAGUUAGACAUGGCUGAACGACUUAACACUGGGAGAGCCCCUAGGCCUAAGUGUGAACACAAGUCGUUUACCUGCCAACUCUAGGUUUCCGUGUCCCAACAGUUCUGUGGCAAGAACCAGGUUAAAGAAUUUUUUUCUUCUCCUCCCAAAUCUCUCCAGGAAUUCCUGGUGAAGAGAAGAGUAGCCUGGGUCCUCAGAUUGUCUUGCAGGUAAGGGAGUAGGGCUCCGUGGGCCUGUGGGCGUUUGCAGUGCCUCAGCUGGCCUGCCCUGGCCCAGUGCCUCUGAGGAAGCUCUGAGCAGCUGGCCUGGCCACUGGGUAUUUUUAGCUACAAAGCCAGCCCCUGCACCACCACUGGAGCCAGGUCCAAAUCAAACACGCUCCCUGCAGGGUGGGGUUGGGGCUCCGCCAACCUCUUGGCCAGGCAGGGUGGGUGGGCAGGCUGGGGCCAGUGUCAGCUGUCUUGCCUGAGCCCAGGCCAGGCUGGGAAGACCCACUUUCCCUCCUCUUGGCUCUGUGUUAUGUCAUUUGUUGUAAGUUGAAAUUCAUUUCAUAGAAAAGGUAGAAACUCAGGUCUGAGGACUUCGAGGAAAGUCAAGUGGACUCCCCCUCCAGGCUGGAGCAGUUACCACAGUUUGCUCAGAGUAGGAUGACCCUUCUAAGUAACAUCUCCCAAUCACCCUCCCAGAUGAGGCAGUCUUACUCUCCCAGUCACUCCCUGAGCUUCAGGAUCCCUGAUACAAGGUCAAGCCUGCAGUUGGCUCAAAGGUAAGUGGUCCUCCCCUCUCUCUCAAAACCAUCUUCCAUCCUGCCUCUCCCUGAGGGAUGCUCUUCCCCUCUUCUCCUGCCAGCACCAGGCUGCCCCUGUGCAGAGAUGGCCCCAGCCAUGGCCUCACCAGCCAAUCACAGCUCCUCCUCAGUCACCGGAGAGAGCUUUGGCUUGGCUCUUCUGUUCAGAGCCUGUGUCUGACUCCUGUCUUGAGCCUGGCAGCCAGGCCUCCAUGGUCUAUGCCUUGGUUUCCUUGACAGCCAUAUCUUGCCUCUCUCACGCCCCAGCCAUUGCCAAACUUGAUGGGGCUUUCCAGCCACCAUGCAUUUACUCAAGCUGGGCGCCCAUCCUACUUCCAUUGGCCCUUCCUGCCAGCACUGCCAAGCUUAGUUCGUGUACUGACUACCCAGCUCUGAGAAUCCCACAGGGGCUCUGGUCUAAAUAGUUCACAUCUUGCAGACUCCUUUAGACUGCUUCCCCCAAGACUGAGGUCCUCAAAAGCAGGAACACAGUUGCCUCUCAAUAAACUUGUACUGCAGAAAAUGAAUGAAUUGCUGUAAAUUUUUCUAGGGGUUCUUGAGGGCUCUCUUAACAGCCUGGAGCUGGGCUUCUCUCUUCCCCAGGUCUGUGCUCUGUGAAAGCUUCCAGGGGCAGUCUCUGCUGCCAUCUGGUGGUCAGAUUAUGCCUUGCAGCCGCUGAAAACGUUGACCUGGCAUUUAUGGAACUGCCAGGCUGGCAACUUCCUCUGGAAAUAAACUUUACCUGAUCCUUGCUGAGUGCUUGAAAAUGGGGAGCCUUCGGGGUGGGGGCAAGAAGAUCCUGAGUCCUGCCAGCCCUUCUCUGAGGAAAUUAUCAGAGAUCCUAUCCUAGCUGGGAAAGACCCUGCUUUCUCACCUAACCAUGCCCUGGUGCCUGUCUGGUACACACCUGCUCCUCGGGAUCCCUCUGCAACUCCGGACCACUGGCCUAAUUUGUGCAAAGCACAGCCCAAAGUGCAAGGAGGGAUGGGGGCAGGGUUGUUUCAGCCAGCCUCCCUGAUAGUACUCAUCCAGAGUAAAUGCUCAGCAAAUAGCCAUUGUGGUCAUGGGGUAGAAGGGUUAGGGAGACAGCUUGAGAAGGAUAGGUAUUUCUGCUGUCUGGAAAAAAACAAAUUGUCUUGGUGGAGGUGGGGGUAAUCAGUCUGAAGUGGACCAAAGGGGGCCCACCUGAUUGCAACUACAUCUACCCUGGCCUUCCCUGUCCCCUCCUUGAUGGAGUCUUUCUCUGCUCACGCCUCUGGGCCUUGCUAGAAAGAGGCUCCCGCCCGCGUGGUCUGGGGCCACGCGGACAUUGUUCUGGGUCUGUUCACCUGUUCCCAAAGUCGCCGCGCCGAUGCCAUCGCCCGGCAGAGGGCGCCAGACCUCCACCUUUGGGAGGUGGGGUGAUAGGUAAGCAGGACUGCUAUUCCCCAGCCCGCACACGGACUCCCAGACGGCCCGAUCGAUCAGGUGGGCCGACUUGACCCUCAUGCUAGGAUCUUGGGCACCGCCGAUGCUACCUUCUGGGGGAAAUUGCAGUCAGAGCGGACUUCCCCAAGGCCAUAUAAUUGGGGCGAGGCGCAGGUGGGGGCUUUUUCCUAGCGAUUGAGACCAAGGCUCCUCAAACCGGCGUGUUGGGGACAUCCUGCCAAUCAAAAGGAUGCGAUCCAAUGGGGAGGUCAAAUCGGCCAAUCAAAGGGUCUCUGCCCGAAGACAGCCUGCCAAUCAAGGAUGCCGGGCGGGAAGAGGCGGAAACGAUCGGAUCUUGCCGGUGAGGGGCGCUCAGUGAUGCGCAGGGGAGAUGGGAGCUGCCAUUGCCGCCGAGCGCUGCAUUUCUCAGUUGCCUCAGUUUCCCUGGGAAUGAGACAAGUUAGUCCGGCUGGCUGCCUGGCGGAGGAGGUGCCGAGGGCGGGGCUUCUCUUAGCUCCGCCCCUGGGUCAGUUCCCACCCCGCCUCCGAUCGCUCAACCCCGGCGCUCUACCCGGCGAGCGGCUGCCAGUGCUGCCUGCUCUUGGCUAUGGACGCUGCUGGGGCCCCGGCCCCGGCCGCAACCGCCGCCCCGGGCUCCGGCCGGAAGGAGCUGAAGAUUGUGAUCGUAGGCGACGGCGGCUGCGGCAAGACUUCGCUGCUCAUGGUGUACAGCCAGGGCUCUUUCCCCGAGCACUACGCCCCAUCCGUGUUCGAGAAGUACACAGCCAGCGUGACCGUGGGCAGCAAGGAGGUGACCCUGAACCUCUACGACACCGCCGGGCAGGAAGAUUACGACCGGCUUCGGCCCCUGUCCUACCAGAACACCCAUCUCGUGCUCAUCUGCUAUGACGUCAUGAACCCCACUAGCUACGACAACGUUCUCAUCAAGUGGUUCCCUGAGGUCACACAUUUCUGUCGUGGGAUCCCCAUGGUGCUCAUUGGCUGCAAGACAGACCUGAGGAAGGACAAGGAGCAGCUGCGCAAGCUCCGGGCAGCCCAGCUGGAGCCCAUCACCUACACACAGGGCCAAAGCGCCUGUGAGCAGAUCCGGGCCGCCCUCUACCUGGAAUGUUCUGCCAAGUUUCGGGAGAAUGUGGAGGACGUCUUCCGGGAGGCCGCCAAGGUUGCCCUCAGUGCUCUGAAAAAGGCACAGCGGCAGAAACAACACCGGCUUUGCUUGCUGCUCUGACAGCCCCCGGCAGGGCAUGCAGACCUCACAACAGAACUGACAGGGCCCAGGCCCCCAGGCCCAAGCUGCUACCUGGACCCCACCCCUGCCCCAGCUCUUGAAGGGCACUUGGCGUCGGGCACCUCCAGGACCUAGUGUCUGGAGCCUGUGGCCAGGCUCUUGGAACAUUCUGGAACUCUCUUUCCCAGUUGGAGCUCUGACCACACACUCCCCUUCAGCCUGUGUGGUCAUAGUGGUGAGGGUGGGGGUGCGGCCCUCGGUUCCUCUGUAUCCUGGGACCAGCACUUGUCCCCAGCACUCAGGGCCCUUGUCACAACCAGCCCCCAGCUGUGUGUUCCCCCUCUGCACACCUGACAGGUCCUCCAAGCCCAUGCCUGAAACGAGAAACAAUGUCUGGUACGUGGAUAAAGGUGGACUUGGCAGCCUUCCACAGGGCCCCCAAGCCUGCUCUCCCAAGUCACCCACCUCCCUGGGCCCCCGAAAUAGGCAUGGUCACAACCUCCAGCUUCUUGCUUCCUCCGCCCAGGAACUCGAGCACCACGGUGGGCCUGGGGCCUAUCAGAAGAACAUAGGCCUCAGCCUUGGACAUGGGGGCCCCCCCUCCUCUGCCUCAUACAGAGGACUUCAGUCUCAGCCUUCAGCUUGGCCACCAUCUUUCCAGAGCUGGACGCACAGGGGGCAGAGAGGAACCUCUCUCUAAAAGCAAGAAGUAUUCCCUGGACCAUCUAUUUGAUCCCUGCUCAGCGUCUGUGACCCUACCCUGGCCACAACUUGCCAGAAACCCGAGAUGAAAAGUAACAGCGGCUCUUGAGUGAUCUUGGGCAAGUCAGGUCUCUACAGAUUUCUUUUACCUGCAGAAGGAUGGCACUGGCUCCCUUCUGUCCCAAACAGCACCCCCUGCUGCCGAGGUGUGGAGACCACACACCAAGGCCAUCCUGGCCUCCUGGGAGACUUCCUGAUUAACCCCCAGCACAGCUUCACUGAACCUCCAGAAAGGUCUGGGGUCUGGGUCGGGUCGGUGCCCCAGAGAUUGUGAGCUGGUGGUUCCUGAAUAAGCCGGGGAAUCAGCUUUACCUAAUAUGAGAUCAUGGCGUUGGGUGGUUCCUGCCCUCCCUCGUAUCUUCUGCCUAUGCGCCCUGCCUUGCCUAGUGCUCCGGCCUCCACUGGGCCUGAGAAAGAGACUUAUAAAACCUACCCUACCCUACCUAGGUUCCCCAAGGCCCUGCCAUGCCUAGGGGGAGUCAACAGAGCAUUCAGUCCAGAGCUUCGUGGACAAAGAAAGGAUGGUCCACAAACUACAGUCUAUGGGCCAAAUCUGGCCACUGCCUAUUUUUGUAAAUAAACUUUUAUUGAAACACA